Molecule: messenger RNA, 901 nt
Organism: Salpingoeca rosetta
Lineage: Eukaryota; Choanoflagellata; Craspedida; Salpingoecidae
Exons: 3
Coding region: 62-700 (212 amino acids)
Source: RefSeq, a predicted model, not a curated record
GCCCAUAUCGCGCACGUUGUUUGCUUCUUGACACCCAAGUCACUCGCACACGAAUCCAGCCAUGGCUAGCCGGGCGCAGAAGCUUGUGUGGGAGGAGCGUGAGCGCCAGCGCAAGCGGCAGAGAAAGGGGAAGCGUGCGGCAGACACAGAGGACGAGCAGGCGCAACAGGAGAAGGAGCGCAAAGCAGAAGAGGAAGAGCGGUUGAAACGGCAGCAAGAGAAGCGGGCGAAACGGGAGCAGCGCAAGCAGGAGAAGAUGAAGGAGGACGAGGCCAUGACCCCGGAGGUGCGGGAGAGGCUGCGCUUGUUGGCGCGCUAUCAAGCAAAAGCGCUGGAGGCACACAACUACCUUCUGCUCUGGAAGACGGAUCGGGAAGCCUGGAAGUUUAAGAAGCACCACCAAACUUUUCUCCUCAAGCACAUGUUCAACCCAUACGUGGUGGACCAGAUGGCGUUUGACAUUCUGAUGGAAUACAUUGGAGGGCUGCAAGGCAGGAGCGUGGAUGCAACCGUCAAGGCGGCGCAGACGAAGCUCGAGGAAGACGAGGUGCAAGAGGAGGUGUUGAGCGAUGCAGAGGUGGUGUUUAACCGAUUCUCCGAGGGGAAGCCGUUCACAGAGGCGGUGAAAGCCAAGUUUGCCAGCACCCUCACACAGCUCAUCCACAAGCGCGCGCGCAGCGUGCUCCAGGUGCUGCUGUAACAGACGUAUUGCAAUCCUUUGCGUGGCGGUUGGCGUUAUGUCACAUACACAUGCACAGUGAAGCGAAAAGUACUCGAGUGAACAACAAAUGUGCAUGUGCGUGAUGCUUCGGUCAUGCUCGUUUGGAUGUGAGGCUGGGCGUUCGUUUACUCGUUAUCAUUGCCAUGAAGGGUACCGUAAAUAAACACACACAAGGAGCAA